Molecule: messenger RNA, 1266 nt
Organism: Anneissia japonica
Lineage: Eukaryota; Metazoa; Echinodermata; Crinoidea; Comatulida; Comatulidae
Product: guanine nucleotide exchange factor MSS4-like
Exons: 2
Coding region: 84-638 (184 amino acids)
Biological process (GO): small GTPase-mediated signal transduction; post-Golgi vesicle-mediated transport
Cellular component (GO): membrane; cytosol
Molecular function (GO): guanyl-nucleotide exchange factor activity; zinc ion binding
Source: RefSeq, a predicted model, not a curated record
UGCAAAAAAAUCGCUACGAACUGAAUGGUGUCGCUCCCCGAGAGAGUUUUUAUCAUCACUUAUUCCUUAACUUUUGAUACAUAAUGGCUGAAAAGGAGCAACAAGAAUUAGCAUCACAAACUGAAGAGGCAAAAAAGAUCGAUGCCAAUGUUGACAGGACAGGAGAAGGAUCAGAUGAGCAAGGCAAGACCAGUUCCGAUGUAGCAAAUGCUAGCCCGACACCAACAUCUCCUGAUGGUGGAGGAUCGAGCGCUUCCGAAGAGGUAAAAGGUGCGGCAGGGGGAGGCCUAAAUAUUGAAGACCUUGUAGCUGAUAAUAAGAACUCCAAGACUCUAAAAUGUUUGCGAUGUGGAAGCACUAUCUUAAGGCCAGAUAAUGCGACAUAUCAGAAAAAGGAGAUAUUUUUGCCACAUAUGAAGAAGAAGAAGGCCAACCAAGCUGCGACUGAUGGAGAAACAUUAUCAGAUCAAUGGCGCAUUGAAGGAAUGUAUACCUUUGAGAAUGUGGGAUUUACAAACGCUGUUAACAACAUAAAAUAUCUUAUAUGUGCUGACUGUGAAGUUGGACCAAUAGGCUGGUACGAUCAAAGUGAUGCUAAUAAUUUCUAUGUGGCAAUGGAACGUGUACAGCAUGAAUGAUGAGUUAGGUUGGCAUUGAGACAUAUCGUCUUUCUACCAUGCACGAAUGAAAUUUUUUAUAGUGGCCAUCACGACUCGUCAACCCAUUCUUGACAUGAAGCAUUUGCCAUUAAAUACUAAUGAUCCGCGGGGGUUACAGUACCAUGUGUACUGUGAAUGAGGCUAUCUGAGGCAGCCAAUCACAAGAUAGAAAGUUAAAGAUGAUUACAUUUACCAAGGAUGAAUUCUGCUCACACAAAUAUUGCAUGUGAAUAAUAUUUAUAACUGACUACUAAUGAAUUUUAUGAUUAUGUUCCGUAAUGUUGUUACAGUACAACACUAAUACAGUAUGUACUUGUUUACUCAAAAUCAUGUAAUUUUUAUUACAACUUAUUCACUGUUGAAUUCAGUGUAAAGACUCUGGGUACAGUAGUACUGUAUGUUUUCAAAUUCCACUGAAUAUUGUAAUUAAUAAUUGUGACCGGCAUGGCAAAACCAGCCAUGAGUUGAUGGUGUUUUUAAAUUCUGCAUGAAUUCUUUAAUCACAGUGUUUAUUUGAUGGAAAUUGGUUAAGUAUUAGUAAAUUUAUGAAUAUUUAAUUCAUUUGAUAUUAGCCAUGUAGGUUUUGAGAAAACAGCUUCUAAAGAUU